CACUGUACAACGGGACGCGUCACAUCGUCACAUUAGUACAAGUUUACCGACGCGCCACGGCAGGCGGCGAUGGAGGUGGCACAGCGGUACUGCUCCACCGAGCUGGAGAGCUACGCUCAGUGCGUGGCGGCCAACCCGAGCACCUGGGGAGUCAAGUGCCACGACCUCAAGGCCCAAGUAUCCAAGUGCACCAGCUCGCACCCCGUGGUUCGUAAGAUCCAGGCGGCGUGCGCCAGCGAGUUCGGCGCGUUUGAGACGUGCCUCAAGGAGAACGCGUCGGCCGUGCUGCGCUGCUCCUCGCACAUGAAGGGCUUCCUGGCGUGUGCCGAGCGUGUCGACACUGGCCUGCCCAUCGCCGGCGUGGCCCAAAGUACUUGCGAGAAAAGCUGAUUCAGAUGCGCUUGCAAGAGCUCGGGGUCCUUGGGAACGGUUUGUGAAGGCAUUUCUGGAGACCUUGAACACGAAACUGUACCCAGCGCAGCUUGCAGAGCAUUUCUGGGAGGCGCUGUAAUGUUUUUUUUGUUUUAAUAAAAAUGACAACGCUCCGAUAAGAAUCUUGACGUGCGGUGCUAAUGUCUUUAUAAAUAGCAGCGUGUUUUUGCAAAUUAUGAAUUUGCGGGACCAGGCUAAUUCUCAAAUAUUUCAUCGCAAUAUUUAAAUGGGGGGGGUGGGGGGUCUGGAUAUCCCAGUGUGGAUAUUGUUCGACUUUCUUUGGAUUCAUUCGGUAUAAAUGUGUUUGGAGUUAAUAAAAAGCAAAAGCCAAAAGCCAAAGCUUGGACAAUUUUACUGUCAUCAGAGUAUCUUUACGAAAGAUAAAUCCGACAUUGGCUCAAUGUUGAAAUGUUAAACGCAAGUCACGACAUACGUAAAAGCUCUCAAAAAUAACGUCAUCAUUUUGGAAUGUGUAUUUGUUGUUCACCAAAAUUAGAUUAGUCCCAGUGCCUUUACCUCAGUAAAAAAACAGUUUUUCACUAUAAAUCCUUUAUAUGCGUGGCAUCGGGUUUAUUUUAUUAUUCAUUUCUGUUUUUCUUGAGUAAGAGUUUAAUUUUUAUUACAUUGGUAUUUUAAAUUAAAUCUGAAAAAUUUUUUUUCCUAAAAAGUGGAAAAUUUUGGAAAAAAUUUUUCACGAAAAUUAAUUGUCACGCACAACGAGUCUGUGUGCAAAAUGUCAGCUCGAUUGGAUCACGGGAAGUGAGUUAAAAAACGACCGAAAGAUUUGCACGGUCGUAAGCAAGCACGCAAGCACGCAAGCAAGCAAGCAAGCGAAAUUAAUAUAAAGGAUUAAAAAAAACCAAAAUAAACAUUCAUCUUCUAUAACAAUGUCUUAAGAAAAAGGUAUAAUAAGUGAAAUAUCUGGCUGGGGUCCUUCACAGCACAUAGGCCAGAGCGGUAGAGUUGUGUAUCGUAUUGGUUGAACUAAUUCUCACUACUUUUCAGGCCUUUCUACGUACUCGGAGGAAGGGCUAUGGCCCAAAACGAUGCAUAUUAUAUACUUUUUAAAGCAGUGUUGGUGACGAUUGUGUUGAUACAUCUGUUCUGGUUGAGCAGGUUGAGUGCUCUGAAUGGUGUUGCUUGCUCCAUUGCUCAUUGAAUCUUUAUUUCGUGUCCGUCCGUCGUUACCUUUACGUAGAACAGGACAAAUGCCUUUUCAGAGACAGUAUUAAGCGUUUCAAGUGAAAAUGCCCCUCUUUAGUUAAAAGCAGAAUAAAUGUACGGGGAUGCAAAUCACUCACGACGUUCUGUGCAACGGGCCAAUGUUUUCAUCAUGCAGUAAUCACGAUAUCGAUUUCGAUUUAAAGCUUUCGUGACUGCAGGGAUUCAUCGUCUUGGUUCUUUCGGUAAAGUCACGUCUUUCCGACAGCCCUGUUCUUCACCUGAGGAUGGCUGCUUGCGUUGUGUGCCGAAACGUCGUGAGAAUUGUAUUUUAUUAUGUUUUAUUUUUAUUAUUUUAUUAUUUCCCUUCUACGUGACUUUACCGAAAGAACCAAGAAGAUUGAUAUCGAUGUUUCAUUUGUGGAACUAUGCCCAAAUGUAGGUUAUUUGUUGUUUGAUGAAGUGCUUAUCUUUCGAUUUAAAGCUUUCGUGACUGCAGGGAUUCAUCUUCUUGGUUCUUUCGGUAAAGUCACGUAGAAUGUUUUAUUUUUAUUAUUUUAUUAUUUCCAUUCUACGUGACUUUACCGAAAGAACCAAGAAGAUGAAGUGCUUAUCGUGAUAUUUUUAACUUGAUUAAUUUUUUAUCCAUGCGAUGCUAAAAAAUGCAUGGAAACGAAAUCUUAAAACAGAUGCUGUAAUUGCGUAACUGAAUUUUGGGAAAUGUUUUUUGACGGCAACCGAAAACUCUGCAAAGUAGUUGAAAACCAGGCACGUGCAUUGCUGUGUUGAUUGCAAAUACUUUCUUACAAUACUUGCAUCGAAUUACGGGCGAGAAUCGCCCGUGUCAAGAUGUACGCAAAUGAUGUGCAAAUGUUACAUUGAGACGAGUGGAGGAUCGAAUUUGUGAUCCUGGAUCAUGACGAUUAAUCGGAUGACGCGGGAGGGGGUGAGAGUGAGUGGUGACGCAUCUGUUUAAAACCACACGACUUUAUGUUGGCGCUGCCGUGAUGAAUUUUCGACUCGUUUGAAGGUGCCUUACCUCCCACUGCCCCAUGUCCUCUGUGAUUAAAUAAAUUAAAACUGUUGUAUCGACA
Molecule: messenger RNA, 2687 nt
Organism: Lethenteron reissneri (Far Eastern brook lamprey)
Lineage: Eukaryota; Metazoa; Chordata; Hyperoartia; Petromyzontiformes; Petromyzontidae
Gene: CHCHD5
Product: coiled-coil-helix-coiled-coil-helix domain containing 5
Biological process (GO): cellular respiration
Cellular component (GO): mitochondrial intermembrane space
Source: RefSeq, a predicted model, not a curated record